Trachemys scripta elegans is the source of this 2178-nucleotide messenger RNA. Its product is annotated as acyl-CoA (8-3)-desaturase-like. The transcript is spliced from 6 exons. Gene Ontology annotation, biological process: lipid metabolic process. Bases 1 to 996 code for a protein of 331 amino acids. The record is from RefSeq and is a predicted model, not a curated record. Gene Ontology annotation, cellular component: membrane. Lineage: Eukaryota; Metazoa; Chordata; Testudines; Emydidae. Gene Ontology annotation, molecular function: oxidoreductase activity, acting on paired donors, with oxidation of a pair of donors resulting in the reduction of molecular oxygen to two molecules of water.
AUGCGGGAGAGGGUGCCGUGUGAAGGCUCGGUCAUGAGGCGCUUACUACAGUGGGCGGGGCUGGAGGACUCCGAGGGGCGUGUCCCGGGGCAGGGCGCCGCUCGCGCUCAGGCGGACAGAGGCGGUGCUGAACUGGCAGAGCCGGCCUGUGUGCGGCGGCAGCAAGCGGGAAUGGAGGAGCCGGAGCCGGCUGCGGGCUCCUCCCCGCGGCGCUUCACCUGGGAGGAGAUCGGGCUCCGCACGGGCCGGGGGCACCCGCAGCAGGAGCGGUGGCUGGUGAUCAACAGGAAGGUCUAUGACAUCAGCCAGUUCUACCGGCGGCACCCGGGGGGCCCCCGAGUCAUCAGUCACUACGCGGGGCAGGACGCCACGGAUCCUUUCACAGCGUUCCACCUUGACAAGGCUCUGGUGAGAAAGUACAUGAACUCGCUGUUGAUUGGGGAACUGGCAUCGGAUCAACCCAGCUUUGAGCCCAGCAAAAAUAAAUUGCUGGUAGAGGACUUCCGCGAGCUGCGCACUACGGUCGAGAGGAUGGGACUCCUCAACCCCAACCACCUCUUCUUCUUCCUGCUUCUCCUGCACAUUCUGCUGCUGGAUGCUGCCGCUUGGCUCACCAUCUGGUACUUUGGAUCAUCCUUGCUGCCUUUCCUCUUCUCUGCAUUACUGCUAGGCACCGUCCAGGCCCAGGCUGGGUGGCUCCAGCACGAUUUCGGGCACCUCUCGGUGUUCAGCAAAUCCAAAUGGAACCACUUGGUUCACAAGUUUGUGAUUGGCCAUCUGAAGGGUGCGCCAGCCAGCUGGUGGAAUCAUCUGCACUUCCAACACCAUGCCAAACCCAACUGCUUCCGCAAGGACCCUGAUGUUAACAUGCACCCCUUAUUUUUUGCUUUGGGAAAGACGCUGUCUGUGGAGGUGAGUCUGAGGGAUGUCUGGGGGCAGGUUGGGUCACUGGAAGAAUGCGGCAUUAAAAGGAUCCAAAAUCAGGAAGCAGCAUAAAGUUGGGGAGAACACCAACUAUCAUGCAGAGCUGCAGAACAGCUGGGCUGCCUCUGUAUUUCAGGCAUUCAGGGAAGGAGUUGGGAGGGAUGGACCUCUUGCUUAAAAUCCAAUUUCCUGUGAGAGAGGAACAGGAAGUGAGAUCAUGGAGUGGCAGUAGUUUUUAUUUUAUUUUUUUUUUGUCCUGGUAUAACUUUGACUUGGAAAAUUGGUUUUGCCUGAAAAUGUCCAGCUUUUACUCUGGAGGCAAAAAAGAAAGUUCAUUAAACUGCUUUUGAAUCAGUAUAAAAAUUACCCAGAUUUAAAAUGUUGUCUUAUAUUAACAUUACUUUGUCUUCCCCAGCUCCAAACAACUUGUUACAACUUCUUUAAACUUUCCAUACAGUUAAACUUCAUUAAAAGUUGCUUUUUUUGCUAUGUUUUCGAAUGUGUUAAAGAUUGCUUCAUGAUUAUGAGUCAGUAUUCAUUUUCUUAGCUGAAGAAGAGCUAUGACGAGAUACAGAUUUGGAUACAAGUUGCUUGUUUUGUUAAUUUUUAGAUUAGCUUGGCUAAUUUUAGUGCUCCAGGAAGUGAAACACCAGCUAGCAUAUAAAAGUGAUUCAAGAUUCCUAUGCAUUCAGCCAAAACACUAGCUAAUUCAGUGCUGGAUUCAUGGGCCCACUGAAAUCAGUGGGAAUCUGUCAGUCAAUUUCAGUGAGAUUUGGAAUUGGUCCCAGCUGGAGUGCAAAUGCAUCUCUGGUGUAACACUUCCAGAAAUGGUUUUGACAUUUGGGUUUUUUAAAACAUGAACCCAAAUGAAUAUAGUGACUGGCUCAGACUUUCUGAUUUUUUCCCCCUGGAACUGAGGAAUUGUUGACCUACUCAGUGCAGGGAAGCAGUAAAUUUGAUAUAUCUGGACUUUAGUAAUGCUUUUAACGCAGUCCCACCAUGAUAUUCUCAUAAGAAAAUUAGGGAAAUAUGGUCUUGAUGAAGUUACUAUAAGAUGGACGCAGAACUGGUUAAAAGACCAUUCUCAAAAAGUAGUUAGCAGUGGCUCAUUGUUAAACUGGUAGGGCAUAUCCAGUGGGGUGCUGCAAAGGUCUGUACUGGUACUAUUCAGUAUUUUCAUUAACAGCUGGGAUAAUGGUGUGGAGAGUAUGCUUAUAAAAUUUGCAGAUGACACCAAGCUGGGAGAGGUUGCAA